Rotaria socialis is the source of this 861-nucleotide messenger RNA. The record is from the annotation of a GenBank genome assembly. Lineage: Eukaryota; Metazoa; Rotifera; Eurotatoria; Philodinida; Philodinidae.
AUGCCACGACAAAGAUUAUCGAGCAAUGUUUUAAAUCGACUCAAAUCUCGCUUCUUAGGUCAUCGUUAUCAACCAUUGGACGCUAUUGAAGAUGAGGACUAUGUUUUUUCAUUAUCUUCUUCUGAUGAUUCUCGAAGAACAUCUUAUGAAAGUGAUAUUUCAUCAUUUGAACAACAGCAAGUUACAAAUGACCUCAAUAAUAUAUCCCAAAAUGAUAAAAAAAACUAUUAUGGUCCGGCAAAACGAAUAACAUCGAAAAAUUGUCGAGAAAAAUUUGAAAUUUUUUAUGAAAUUCACAGUGGUUUCACGGCAGACCAAGUGAUAUUGAUUGAAAAUGCUUUACAGAUUGUUGCUGAUAGAUUCUUCAAACCAGAAAUUUUAAAAAAUAUGUAUCAAAUUUGCGGUAAUUCUGGUUGUUUGUUAACACAUGGAGUAUUGUCACAGUCGAAUUUAAUACAAAAUUCAAUUUAUUUCAAUAGAUAUCUACUGUUACAAUACCAACUGAUUUGUUUGAAUCAUCAAAGUCAAAAUGGUGAAAUUUCAAUUAUUAAUAUUUAUCCAGUUCAGGAAAAAAGCCAGAGUGAAAGUAAUAAUUCUCAUCCAUGUAUUUUUUGUAUUUCGCAUGGAUCAACAUUUUUAAUUGAUGGUGAAUUCGAAAUCGAAUUGAAUCAAGAUAGACUGAAUGGAUCAGUUAAAAACAGUUCAAAUGCGUUAUUUUGGGCUGGAGAAAUCGUUUAUCAAAUGCUUCACAAUCUUGGUCAUCGAUUUAAGGACAAUGAUUGCACGAAUCGAUCACAGAUUCAGAUUUUCAAACAGUGUUUUCUACAUGAUGGUAAUUAUAUUCCUAUGAAAACUAAAUAA